Pseudophryne corroboree (corroboree frog) is the source of this 921-nucleotide messenger RNA. RefSeq names its product olfactory receptor 52E2-like. Gene Ontology annotation, molecular function: olfactory receptor activity; G protein-coupled receptor activity. Gene Ontology annotation, biological process: G protein-coupled receptor signaling pathway. The record is from RefSeq and is a predicted model, not a curated record. Lineage: Eukaryota; Metazoa; Chordata; Amphibia; Anura; Myobatrachidae. The transcript is spliced from 2 exons. Gene Ontology annotation, cellular component: plasma membrane. Bases 1 to 921 code for a protein of 306 amino acids.
AUGGGCAGUAUGAGUAGCUCUAACAUUAGUGACUCCACUUUCAUCCUGGUUGGAAUUCCGGGACUGGAACGGCUACAUGGGUGGAUUGCUUUGCCCAUUUUUUCCAUAUAUGUGAUCACUGUCCUGGCUAAUGUUAGUGUCCUGCUCAUCAUAAAGACAGAGAAAAGUCUCCACCAGCCCAUGUACCUCUUUCUCUCAUUGGUUUUGUUGACAGACCUUGUCUCGUGCAAUGCUGUCCUACCUAAGAUGGUGCUUAUCUUCUGGUUCAAUCAACGGGAGAUCUCUUUUGAGGGUUGCUUGGUCCAGAUGUAUUUCGUACAUUCCUUUACCGUCAUGGGAUCCGCUGUGCUCGUGGCCAUGGCCUAUGACCGUUAUGUGGCGAUAUGCCACCCACUUAGAUAUUGCACCAUCUUAACAAGUCCACUUAUCACUAAAUUUGGAUUUUUGGGGGCCAUGAGAGGAACACUCCUAUUGCUUCCUCUGCCAUUUCUUGUGAAGAGGCUGCCAUUUUGUGGGAAUCACAUAAUUGAACAAACAUAUUGUGAACACAUGGCUGUGGCCAAGCUUUCCUGUGCAGACAUCAGAAUUAAUGUUGUGUAUGGAUUACUAGUUGCUCUACUGGUAAUGGGAGUAGAUACUGCAUCCAUCGCAGUGUCCUAUUUCAUCAUUGUGAGGACUGUUCUGAGACUUCCAACCCAAGAGGCCAGACGCAAAGUAUGGAGCACCUGUAUUAGUCAUUUCUGUGUCAUUCUAGUGGCCUAUGUCCCAGCUCUCUUCUCUUUUGUGUCUCAGAGGUUUGGCGAACACACAGCUUCUUCAACCCAAAUUCUUCUGUCGAACCUGUACCUGGUCUUUACGCCCAUGUUAAAUCCAAUAAUAUAUGGCAUAAGGACAAAACAACUGUAUAAAUGUUUGUCGUAA